AUGGGCAACUCGAGUCCAGUGGCAGUAUCUACCAAUGACCAAGCAAAUGCGCCAGUUGGUUCAACGCCCACGGUGACGGUGCAGACGCUGGACCAUGGCACCGGUUCGAUGACCCUUGACGAUGAAGAAGAUGGUUCGGGAGGGGGGACUGCAACAGAGGAGGCCUCUUCUUUAGAGACCGGGAAAGAUGGGCAGGACUCAGCUCAAGUGGAGGCAGAAUUGCGGCCUCCACUGCCUCCAAGGCCAUCCCUCCUGAAGCCUGCAAAUCGACCAGGCUCGGCUUAUGCCAGCAAACCUACCACCGGGCUAUCGUCGAUCGAUAUACAGACCCUAUCAUUUCCAGAUGGAUCCCGGGGCACUUUCUCUACUCCGGCUAGUCGAGCGGUAUCAGAAUCGGUGUCUAUAUCUGGUAAUCCUGGAGGGCAGAGGACACUAAGCAGGAAGAUAAGCCGAAAUGGGAGCGAAUUUGACGAUAGUGCAAGUGUCAUGAGCUACGCCCCAACGCUGAAGGCCAAUGGAGAUCUUGCAAGUCUGUUAGAUGAAGGUUUGAGCUCCCAAAGUGCUGCGUGGAAGCUGCUCAGUACUCAAACGGGAUCCGUGAAUGCUCUCGAGGAGGCAGACUACGAGGAUCGAUCCUUGGUCAACUUUGAGCAAGAGUUCGACGAGAUAGAGGCUGUGGAUAACAGUGGUGCGAACGGAGAGGAAGUCCUGCUUCAGUGGAAGUCCAAGUUCAAGCAUUAUCUUAUCUUGUCCUCUGCCGGCAAACCAAUUUACAGCCGUCAUGGUGACCAAAACCUAAUAAACGGAUACAUUGGGAUCAUUCAGACCAUUAUAUCAUUUUUCCAGGGGGCGAAGGAUCCUUUAAUGGGAUUUACAGCUGGAGCCACAAGAUUUGUUGUGUCCAUAGCUGGACCACUAUACUUCGUUGCCAUCAGCAAGCUCGGGGAAAGCGAUGUCCAACUCAGAGCUCAGCUAGACGCAUUAUACAUGCAAAUUCUCUCAACCCUUACCCUACCUACCUUGACUCAGCUGUUCACGAGUCGGCCCAAUACUGAUCUCCGGCGGCCUCUCGAGGGCACGGAAAUUCUACUUUCGUCGCUGGCAGACACGUUCACGAAAGGCUCUCCGACGGCGUUGCUGUCCGCUCUUGAGUGUUUGAAGAUCCGCAAGUCUCAGCGCCUUGUGAUUAAUAAUACCCUCUUGAAAGCUCGAUCAGAGAAGCUUCUGUACGGCAUGGUUGUCGCGGGUGGGAGACUUGUCAGUGUCAUCAGACCAAAGCGACAUUCCCUUCAUCCCAGUGACCUGCAGUUGAUCUUCAACAUGCUAUUUGAAGCCGGCAGCGUGAAAGCCGGUGGUGGAGAGAACUGGAUACCAGUGUGUCUCCCCGGCUUUAACAAUAGAGGCUAUCUCUACAUGUACGUCAGCUUCUUGAGCGCUUUGGAUGAAAAAGGUACAGCAUCCGAGGAGCGGCCAUCGAUAACCAGCACCAGCAGCAGUAGCCGAGAGGACGAGAUAGCCGUUCUCCUUAUCAGCGCGGACAAGGAGAGCUUUUUCGAGCUCAAGCAGAUGCGAGAUGAUGUUGUGGCCCAACUCUACAGCAACGGCAGUAUGGAAAUCAUCAGGACCGCGGUUAGCCAGGGCCGUCCGAGCACUACCGACAUUGUGCCCGGAACCUCCCUACGACAUUUCCUCUACAAGUCACGUGCCAACGUCCAGUUCACCAUGCCAUCAUUCUCCCCCCAUUUCGACACCCUCCUAGCACGAAGGAAGUUGAUGACGCUGUAUCACAACUUACACGCGUCCACCCACGCCAAACACUCCCACCUCAAAAUCCUACACUGCAUGAACCGCGACAGCAUCUCUCUGGCCUGGACCACGCCGACGUUCGAAUUAUAUUGCGUAGCAGGACCGCACGCAUCCCGGGCCGGCCUCGCCCAAGGCGCCAACAAAGUCAUACAGUGGGUGAAGCGCGAGGAAGAACGAGUCUUCAUUAUCGGAGGUGCCGUGUUCUAA
Molecule: messenger RNA, 2013 nt
Organism: Drepanopeziza brunnea f. sp. 'multigermtubi' MB_m1
Lineage: Eukaryota; Fungi; Ascomycota; Leotiomycetes; Helotiales; Drepanopezizaceae
Biological process (GO): protein targeting to vacuole; vesicle-mediated transport
Cellular component (GO): Mon1-Ccz1 complex; fungal-type vacuole membrane
Source: RefSeq, a predicted model, not a curated record